Molecule: messenger RNA, 1479 nt
Organism: Lodderomyces orthopsilosis Co 90-125
Lineage: Eukaryota; Fungi; Ascomycota; Pichiomycetes; Serinales; Debaryomycetaceae
Exons: 1
Coding region: 1-1479 (492 amino acids)
Source: RefSeq, a predicted model, not a curated record
AUGUUUGCGCUUACCAGAUCCUUGAUGAAAGUCCUUUUGUUGGUUGUUACCGGCGUGUGUGCCACAGAGCUAACGAUACUUACUGGCGAUAAUGGUGCUAUUUGCCGUUGGGUUCAAGCAAAGCCCAAUAAUGACGACUCAUAUAUCAAGUUACUCGUGGAUGAGACCACAGCCGAAUACAAAAUUCCUGGGUUGAUUUUCAAUUACGAAGACAUUGUCAAUUUUGCAUUGGUUCCCAUAGUUGAGAAUUUCACAGACUUGUAUCCCACAAACAAAAGUGAACUAUACCCAAAGAUGUUGGAUGCUGAUGGACAAUUCGUAGUAGAUGCUGCUGACGGACACUCUGUCGAUACACUGGGAUUUUGGAAUGGUGUCAUUGACAAAGAAAUUAUAUUUCCUGUUGCUGAUUCUGGAAUAUAUUGCGUCUAUAUUGCACCCGACCCAAUUAAAGUGUCUGAUUUUGAAUUACCGGUCCAUUUCCAAAGCUUCUAUGGCAAUUUGGACUACUCCGAUUACUUAUCCUACAAAAUCUUACAGUGGAAUUUUAUUGUUUUGGUAGCGAGUAUUGCAGCCCUUCAAUACUUUUUGAGGGUUAAAGAUACAAAAGGUUCACGAGGUUUGACGCCUGUUGAGGCUGUAUCGAAUACACUUAUAUUGUUGACAUUGAUUCCGUAUAUUGUGGAAUUUCUGCUUGUGCUUUUGGAUUUGUUCAUCCAAAAUAACUUAGUUGCACCAUAUCAAAAGACUUCCUUUAUUACCAUUUUUCGACACAUCUGCUAUUUUGUCAUGAGAAUUUGCUCGGUCUUUGACAUGUACGUGGCUCUUUUAUUUUCAAUGGGCCUCGGAGUCAUUUACUACUAUAACGAUGACGCACCAAAUUAUAGAAAGUUUCCACUAGAUUGGUUCAAAAUAGCAACUUCCUUCUUACUUGCACAUGUCUUACUUACAUUUCUUUUGGACUUAUUCAUGGAGUGGGGAGGUACGGUUACGUCAAUCGGAGCCACAGAACCUAUUCUGAAAAUGAGCGAUGCUAUAUUUCUGUUUUACAUGAUGUAUGAAUUUGACUUUAUUUGGCUCAUCUUGUCAGUUUUCUUUUAUUUCAAAACAAAAAAAAGAAUAACGGCAUUUUCUCCCAACUCGGAUAUUGGUUCAACGGAUAAUAUUGUUUGGGCAUUUAAGUGGACAGCAUUGGUCAUCUGGAUCAUACCUUUUUUAUUACAUAUUUUCGAAACCAAAGUCAUGUACCCUUUGACGUCAUCGUCUCUCUCCAGGGAGCUAGAUGAGAUAAUGGCUCAACAAGGAGAUCGUGCUGCUAUUUACGAAUCUUUGUUUUAUAUGCAAUGGUAUGAGAGGCUUCUGAGACGGUUUUGGUACAUGGACUGUUUGCGUUUGGUCUUCAUUCUUCUUCCACUAAGCGCUACUAUUUUAAUUUGGAUUAGAAGUAGCAGUAGACCAACAGCGGUUGUAAAGAUUCAAUAG